Molecule: messenger RNA, 1951 nt
Organism: Trematosphaeria pertusa
Lineage: Eukaryota; Fungi; Ascomycota; Dothideomycetes; Pleosporales; Trematosphaeriaceae
Exons: 2
Coding region: 65-1744 (559 amino acids)
Source: RefSeq, a predicted model, not a curated record
AAAGAUUGCCCAUCGUUGUCCAACGCCGUCCAACGAUCAUCCAGCACUGUCUAACAGUUUCGAAAUGGCACCUUCGAGAGCCUACGUCCCCUCCCGAGCCCUGUUGCGCGCCCUGUGGCGCCCUCUGCCUCCCCGAUGCCCAUUUGCGCGACCGCUUCCGUCCCAAUUCCUUCGCGGCAAACGCACUAGAGCGGCCAAACCGGAGAAAGACGCCCUCAAAUCCAAUAUCUCCCGUUCUCUAGGCUUGAAGCUUCCAAGUACAGUCGAAGAAGCUGAAAAGAUCAUCAGCCCUAUCCCGGACGACAAGCUCGACGAUCCAAACAUACCUGUGGUAUCCUGGUACGAGCAGGAUCUCGACAAUGCCUCGUCUGAACGCUUCAUAUCGCGCAUCGCCACAGUCGAGGAUCGCCGGAAGCAUAAUGAGUUAUCUAGGAUGCUCGAAGAAGACGCGAACAACCCCAACUACGACGACGCUGUGCUCAACCGCCGAUUGCUCGAUGACCUCAUGACGAAUCCGAACUUUGGGGACCUGACCGAGGAGCUGCAAGCUUUGAAGGCGGAUAUCAUGACGAAGGAGGAGAGCAGGGCUAUGGAGGAGAAGAUACGAAAGGAACAGGAGCAUGAGCUCAAGGAAUUGGAUGCGUCGUUGAGGAUGACUACGCACGAGUCAAUACAGGAUUUGAUCAAUGAUCCGGAGCUUGCGGAUGCGAGAGGGGAGUUGCUGGAUCUGCAGGAUAAGAUGCCCGAGGCAGACGAUUUGGAGAAUCCAGAGUUCCAGGCCGCGCUGCAGAGGGUCGAGACAAAGCUUGCGGGUAAUGAGGCGUUCAGGAGGAAGCUGGCUGCUCUGGAAGAACAAGAGGACGCUCACUUCGACGAAGACAGCCACAUCGAGAACGAGAUCGAUCAGCUGAAAGAAAACGACCCAAUUGACACACCCGAAGAUCUCGACAAGCUCCUGGUGCAGAUGAAGGACCUCAUGCAUUCCAUGGGCGGCGACAAGCAGCUGGAGGCCGAACUCGACGCCGUCAUCAAGGAGGAUCCCUUCGCCGAGUCUGAAGGCGACCUCGAAAAGGAGAUGGAUUUCGAAGAGCUCUCGGAGGAACUUGCAAAGCUCGCAAAAUCGCCAACAGCCGCACAAGCGAUUGACGAGCCGGACGAGAAGCUGGACCCCGAGCUCGAGGCCAAGGUCGACCAGAUCAUGCAAGAUCCAAAGUUGAUGGAGAAGCUCAUGUACAUUCGGAACUUUGUUGCCGAAGAGCAGAGGAAGGCAGCAGAGCUCACCAAUAUCCAGCACCAGACCGCCCCCGACCCGCUGACUGUAGAACCCUCCAAGCUCACGAGCAUACAGCAGCGGCUGCAGAUGGCGCAAAGCGAUCCCGAACACAUCGCCGCCCUCCGCCGUCUCCGCGUCAACCUCCUCCCGCCCUUCAACAUCUCGCCAGCCCUGAAAUCCUUCAAUCAAGCUAUCGAACUCUCAUACCUUGGCGCAAACGACGACAUCCGCCGCAUCCUCUGGCGCGCAUAUUCCAAAGCGCGCACGCUUCCUACCUUCCUCCAGAACCUUUCCGAAGAUGCAUGGGACCUUCUAUACUACUCGCAGGCGGUGACUUGGGGAAGUAAUCAGAACCGGCAGAACCAUUUGAGGUUGCUGUUACAGGAUUUGAGGAGCGUGGGGAGGGAUGGGCCGCCAACGCAUCCGAGCACCCUGGCGCGGGAUAAGGACGAGGAGUAUAAUGAGGCGUAAUGGUGGAUCUUGACAUAAUACGUGUAGAAAAUAGGCCAGAAGGCAUGUACAAUAUGCUGUGAUACCCCAAGCGCCGAGGCGCCCAGACUAGCUCGUGAAUGCCGACUGCAUCACCCGUAUGAUGCAAAGGUUCUGUAUUCCCGGACUACUAGUCUCGUCUCGUCAAAUUCCGGGCAUUCCCUACCGAAAAUGCCACUACGCAUUCCA